CCUGCUGUGGCCUGAUGAAGCAUCCUGCAAGUGUCUGGCCAUAUACAGUGUGCUUUAAAUGCUCUAGGCCAGAUUUUGUAGUGCCUGCUCAAGUCAAAAUUUCUCUUUGCUUGGAGAUUGAUCCUGGAAGAUACCAAGUGCUGUAGGGACUGAAACAAAAUGGAAGUGAGCGGAGUACUCAGUACGGUAAUUUCAAACGCAGAAAUGGGUGGAGGGGUGUUGUUGCUUGAGAAGAACUUAGCCCUGUUGAAUCAGGCUGCCCACUAACAGCAAGCUAUGAGAAGAACAGUCUUCCACUGUUUGUAGUCCAUGUGUCACCCUUGGGAAGAGGUACAUGCUAACUAUAUAUCUUGUGAAUUUGGUGCUUAUGGAAGAUUGAUAUUGCUGGCUGGAGUGUCAUAUAGCUUUGGAGUGACCCUUUUGCAGAUUCAGCAUCAUUGCUAUCUAUUUUUAUAUAUGGCCUAAUUGCUGUGCUGAAGGCUGCAAAGUGCAGUAGUCAAAUGUUCAGUUACCUGCUUCCAUUUGCUCUUCUUUUACUAAUUAACUGGCAAAGGGAAGCUCAGUACAGUGCAGAAAUAAUGGAAAUGCUAGAUGAAAAUUAGAAUGAAUCGAUCAAGCAAUGUGUUGGAAGCUGCUCUGAGCCACUAGCGAUGCAGAGUCUCAAUUAGAAAGCGUUGUGCAGACCAUGUCAAAAAGAACUUGGUCAAAUCUGGGCAGUAUCCAAGGGCUCUUGCAGGUUUUUUUUUCCUCAUGGGUCUCACAAGUAUGCUUUGUAGUUCCUAGAGGAACUAGAUUUUUUUUGAUGUGGUCUAUGUGAUGGUUUAUAAUUGAGGCUCUGCAUCUCCAGUGGCUCAGAACUGCUUCCAAUGCUGCUCAAUUGAUUAGUUUUAAUUUUCAUCUAAUAUUCCCAUUAUUUCUGUGUUGUACUGAGCUUUCCCUUUUUAAAGAGACAAUUCUUAGAUAAGUCUUAAGCCUUAAGAUAGAGGUUUUUUGACACUUAAAUUCCUGUCAAUUUUAGCUGCUCCUGUUUCUACCCUUCAAGGACUAUUUAGAGGAGGCCUAGGCACAAAGGAUUUAAAAUAAUGUCUCCACAGCACCCAGGAUUUCCCCAAACUACUUAAGCACUUGUGUCUUGACAAGAAUAUCUCAACUUUAGAGAAACUGAAUUGGCCAGUAAGGAAGUUGAUUUUUUUGCUGGUCAAACAAUGCACUGAAAUGUAAGUGUAUUUCAUGAGAAAUUGAACUCCCCAGAAUAGAAAAUAUUCUUACAAUGGAAAGUACAAGUUAAUUCUUUUGCACAAUAUUCUGUGUUAACCAAUGUUCACUAUUAGUCCUAACACCAAGAAUCUUUUAACUCAUUAAAUUAUCCCCCAAUCUCUGAAAACAGAUAUUUUAAAACAAAACUGUCAGCAAGCUAAUUGAGUCAGAAGCGCAGUUGAUAUAGAAAUGUGCAUAUCUGUCUCAUUAGUAAUGAAUUCUUCAUCACUGCAUUUUGUGCCAGCUAAUCAGUGCUAGACAGCAUUCACCAUUUUUUUAACAUGUAACUUGGCUUUCCUUCUGUUGGUAUUGUGGAUUAGGGGUGUAAUGAUCUUUUAGAAAGCAUGUGUUUGUAGAGAAGUUGCAUUAUCAGCUAGUGGUAUUUUUAUUUACUUAAUUGUAAACGUGUUUCUGGACUGCAAAGGUUAGCUGCUGCAGGUGGGAUUUUGUUCUCUUCUGAUGCCUUAUCAAUGGUAUUCCUUCCUAACUAACUGCUGCCUGAUCCUUAGGAAGUCCUAAUUGCCUUAAACGAAAAGGUAUUUACUAGAAUGCAAAUGGAAACUUAAAUUGCCUUUUAGUAUUGGGAUGGGCAUUUUGGUUGUGAUAUUACAUAGUUUUGUCCCUCUAAUGCCUUCCAUUUGAGAAUUGUGAAAUAUUUUAUGCUGUGAAUUCCCCCUUGUGACACAGCUGAGGUAUGAAAACAUUAGGCGCAAUAAGCAACUGUGGUAUGGUGAGGUAAAAUUACUUGCCAAAGGCUUAUACCACCUGCUACAUGGAACAGAUUUUUUUUUUGCUAUUUUUUUUUCUGACAGACUUGCUCAGAAGGAACUUUCUAGGAAAGAAGAUAUGUCCAACAUACUUCUGGGGCUGAUUCUGUCCUGAAGCUAUUAGAAAUGAAAUGGCAUGAGCAGAUGCUAAAUGUUAGCAAUGAGUAAAACUCUAGUAUUUCCUCAGCACACCAAUCGUGAAAUAUUUCCUUCUGCAGAGGCUGUUUGUAGACUGCAUAACUAAUGAAUUGCCAGAGUUUUCAGUUGGGUACCACUUUUACUCCCUGAGCUGAUAGUUGGGAGAGAUUCAUUUUGGAUCGGAAGGUGCAAAACCUGUUUAAUACAGCUUUAGAUUAAAUCCUGUAUUUUAAAGAGUUUUUCUCUGCUUCCAGAUUGAUUGCUUAGUAGAAGCUAUCCAGCAAAUGUACGUUGUGACUCUUCAGCUGAUAUUUAUUCAGUACUAGGAGAGCUGGCUCAGGCCAGUCCAAAGGCACAUUGCUUGCCUACAGGAAAUCAAAGACAAAUAAGAACCUCGGCAAGGAUAGAUGAGAGGAAAAACACUGACAUCUCUUCCUCUGUAAAAUAAGCUGAUUCAGUCUGUCAGUAUGAAAAACAGCCUCUGGGGCGAGAAUAUACAUGCAGCUGUCUUUUCAGUCAGAUAAAUUUAAUUUGAAAAAAGAUUGAAUUGGUUGUUUAAAUAAAUUCAAUCUUAAAUCCCUGCUGAGGCGGUGCUGGAUUCUUACUGAAAUGCUAAACACCUGUUAAUCCUAUCAAAUAUAACCUGUGUCUGUGAUACCAAAACUACAAGUUGCUUGAUUCUGUCUAGGGCUUGUAGAUGUUCUCUGGGUUCUAAAUUGUUAGUUUUCUUUCUAAUGGAUAUUUUUAAACAGAUGAGACCCACAGCACUCACUUUGUCUAUGAAAUUGCUGACAACAUUGUCCUCCCCCUUCCGGUUUUGUGGCAAAUGUCAAUGGAGACUCCUCCCAGAAUUCUGCAGGCCUACAUGUCUGUGAACCAGCACCAGAGAUUAAACUAAACAAAAGGGAUUAAAAUUGUAGUGAGCCUCUUUAGCUGUAUCUAUGAUGUGUACAUGCACUGGAUGUUUUUCCCUUAAUUUUUAAUGAUCGUGAAAGAUACUGAUCAGCUACACCAAGCCUGAAGUCCUCUAAGAGCCUAAGCACACAGCACACACAAUAACACAGGUCAUGCCUUGGUGUAGGAACAGUGUUCCUGAUUUUUUCUCUGAAGAGGCAAUUAUUAAGGACAUUUCAGACUUCAAAUCAUGGCCCUUUUGCUGGGGCUGUUAAUAAGGGACUGGUGGUUGUGGCAGUUUUGUCAACGGGUUCUUUCUCCCUUUGGAAAUGGAUUGAAACUAUCAGCUCACUUCACAUGGACCAUUAAACAGAUAUUGGAGAAUAACUGCUUUGGUCACACCAAUCUGCACUCGGAUUUGAACCAAUACCUGGGGCUGAAAGUCUCCAUGUCUUAUUACCAGUUCCCAGGGCCAUACAGUUCCUAGCACACAUUAUUUUCUAUGCAGUCUCUAAAAUAAACGCUUUUCAUUGUUGCUGCCUUUUCAGACAUGCAUUCUCCCUCUCCCGCCCCACACACCCUCCUUUUACAUUAGAAUUGUAUGAAUUUUGUUGCUGUGGUUUUCCCUAUUAAAAUCCCAUAUAAAGAACUCUAUAUAAAGAAAUUGCAGAUAUGUCAUUUGGUAUUUUUGAUAGCGAAUUCAUGCAAUGAAGUGGAUCUGAUUGCUUUCCCCUGCUAGGUUGAGGAAGAAUGCUGAAUCUGUGUAUAUGGCAGAAUAGAUACUGUCAGUAUCCAUGGAGCCAUGGUAGUCCACACAUGCUGCAUAUCACUUUAUCUGGGAUGUAGUUUUGGAAUCUCUUUAGAGGGUAUUAGUUCAUGCACACUGUGAUGCAUUUCAAAAUUUAUUUUAUUUUUUAUUUUUAAGUCUCCAUCAACUCUAGUCAAGUUUUAAUUUAAACUACAUACUCAGUCUAAACCUCCACCCGGCACACUGCUGAGUGAUAUACCAAAGAUCAGUGUGCUUAGUGGUAGUUGUAUCUUGUGGUGCGUAUGAGAACGUUAAAGCCUGCAUUCAGAAUAGGACUUAACUUCUAAGUAGGUGCUUACAUAGUGUCCUGUGUAUAGAUAGACACAUAUACUCUUAACUGCUUUUCUGAAUUCGGGCAUAAAAUGCCCGUUAGUGUAUAUAUACAGUCAAAUAACUCAGAUGUUAUUGUUAGGAUCAAUCCUAUUGUAAACUGCAUUAAAGUAACGGCUGGCUUGGCUUCAGCAGGACAGCUGCUCUGUUCGCACUGGUGGAUUCGCCUUGGGUCUCAAGCACUGGUAAGAAAGGUUGUUCAAAGGUUGGUUUUUCAGAGAAAGAAGUUGACGAGGGGACACAAUGGCAACUGCUUUAAUUUUCUUUGCAGAGUUCCCUUGAUACAGAAGCUCCUCUCUUCUCUUGGCAGCAUCACUAUGUCUUCUGAAAAAUGUGACUCUAGAUUUGGAAAGAUACUAGGAAAUCUUAGUCUCACAAGUAGGUGGAGUAUAUGUCUCUUGUACACAGUCAACUGCAUUGAUGACGCAGACCUUUAUUUUAUAUUAGCCUUCACCCAUAGUUUGGGCUGUGAUCAUGUCAAAUCUCAAAGGUUCUGAAAAGUCAGGUUUUCAGCGAUGGGAUGCAAGGGUCCUGAUAAAUGUAGUGAUUCUCCAUUUGAGUCUACUCACUCACAGCCCCAGCUAGGUGUUAGAAAGUUAUGGUAGUAUCUCUCAGGUGACUCCUUUUGCAUGGGUGUGUUACACUGUCAAGAGGAAAAGUAAUAAAACUCACCAGCCUCCACAGCCACAAAUCCAAAACAGCCAAAGGAAGAGCUCAUUAGCGCUGCUUUGAGACUAAGGGAACUACUACUAUAAGACUGGUCAAGGGUACACAAUCAAUGGCAAAACUGGGAAACAAACCCAAGACCUACCUGGCUGUCAGUCUUGUAACCUGUCUUCUAGAUCACAGCGCCCUCUCUUAGUAGGUCUGCUAAGUCUGAUCUUCCUCCAUCUUCAGUUUUAGUAAUCCAUUUUGUCCAUCAAAAUUCCCCUGUAGUAUUACCUAUAGUUGGUACAACUUGCUUUCUACCUUAAUAUAGAAUACUUCAAAACUAUGGUGUGUCAAACUCAUUGCAAGGUGAGGGCUGAAUUUCAGUGUUCAUUCUGGGCCUGCUAACACAAUGGGAGAGAUGCACAAAAGUCCUGGAGAAAUUCAGGCUUUUAUAUAUCAAAUAUACCUGUAGUUAUUUACCAUCUAUUCAAUACCUUUAUGUAGAACAUUGCUUAGUGGGCAAAUGCAUUAAAUAAGUGGUGGGGGGUACAAUUCCUUUAUGUCUGGUUUGUAAGGUUCUCUUGUAGCCUUUCAGAUAAAAGAAUAUGAAUACUGGGAUAGUAAAAUGGCUGAGUUGGCUAUGUAUGUGUAUAAUAUAUACAAUAUUUUGCUCUGCAGCAGAACCUUGUUAACUAUGCUAUUGGCUAGGAAACCUACAGUGAAUUAUGGAAUUUUGCAAAUGAGCAUGUAACUAAAUAAACACAAUUAAACAAAGGAUAGUGCAUCACUUUGAUUUACUGAGCAGCCAUGGUCUUCAUUUUAUUCACAGUGCAUCCUAGUUACGCUAGUAAAUGACCUCCAGCAUAUUUUGUAAGUCAGCCAAGUCCUAGCAAAAUGGCUAGCUAUGGUGACUUUGCAAUUACUGGUAAAUCUUUUGUGAGCGGUAAGGAGCUACUGGUAUGUUAUCAUAUGUGCUGAUUGUUGGGGGUAUACUGGUAAUUAACGAGGUUUGAUUGUAGCUGUUUUUACAGUUAGCAUGCUUUUCACACACCAGUCCCUGUUACAGGACUAUUUUCAGAGUUAAACACUUAAAAGGUAGCAAGCUGGUGAAAUUGCUUAUUCAAUAUUACUUCAUCUUUUGUCCCACAGCUAUACUGAAUUGUGUAGGUACUUUGUCUAAGUCUGAUAAAUUUGCAAAGAAACCUCCUAGGAAAAUGGCAGACUUUUAAACAAGAAUGAAAUUUCUUAUCAGAAGAAGGGAUUGCAGAUUAAUCACCCAGCAUGCAUGCAAUAACAUUUCCUCUGACUACUUCCACUUCUUUGGCACAGUUUAUUUGGGGCAGCUACUAUAGUGGCUGCCUCCACCUUCGCUCCCACAGCCAAAAAUAUUUCCAAUGUGAUAUUUUAAAAGGUAAUCCAAGGAGGAUAGGUUUAAUAGGAUUGACUUAAAGCUCAGAUACAUGAAUUUAGAAAAUUCCCCCAAAACAUUCACUUUUUGGACUACAAAGUUAAUGACCCAGAAAGGUGCAAACUGGAUGCAGGCAUCAGAUCUGAUAUUACCCUGACAUUUGUAGCACUGUGAAAUGCAGAUGCUGGUUCUAAAUGACCAACUACAGAAUGAGCAGCUACCUCAUGUGGUAUCAUUUUCUUAAAACCAAAGGAAGAAAGCCUUAUAAUAUACUGACAGGCUAAGUCAGUGGUUUUCAAUUUUGUUUUCAUUUGUGGACCCCCUAAAAACAUUUGAAUGGAUGUGCAGACUCCUUGCAAAUUUCAAAUGGAGGUGUGGACCCCUUUGAACUGUAAGUGUGGGUAUUCACAUAUUUUUGGUCAUAGUCAUCUUUUGUAGAUACUUUAGACAUAGUCUGUGGACCCCCAGAUGUCCAUGGGCCAGAGGCUAAAAACCACUGGGCUAGAUCAAAGUGUCUUUAUAUUACACGGGUUAAUAAAAUAUUCAUCCAGUGCUGGAAAUUAAUAUUUGAUGAAGACCAUGGCCUGAGCUCAGAAAUAGAAUGAAGACUGCCAUUCCCUCUACGGCACAUAUAUUACAUACAAAGAGUAGUUGUGAGCUUAAACUUUAGCUUCUAUAUAUGCAACUGAGUCACCACCCUGACCCUUCUUCAGCUUGCCAAUGAAGCCCCCAGCCUUCAGAUGGUGCAGGAGCACAGUAAAGCAGCUGCUUCAAAAAUUGUUGCAAACAUCUUGCUAUACGGAGUCCAGUAUGGGCAGAAGGACAAAGGCUGGAGCUUGCAUGGAUGUUGACUCUCAUAUGACCUCUCCACAGUGUUCGGACUCCUCCUCCUUCAAAAAAAGUCAAUCAGUUAUGGUGCUGGACUUCUCUAUAUAGUCUAAAAUGAAGAGUAACUAAGGAGCAAUUAUUUCACUGAUAUCUAUCUGUCCAUCAAUGUUGAUAUAGAUAUAUAUCAGUGAAGUAAUUGCUCCAUAUGUAUUUUUAAAUUUUUUUUUGAUGACCGCUUUUGAAUCAGCUAGAAGAAAGGUUAGUGGGGUGGUCCUUUUUGUUGUACUGGAGAAGUAAAUUUGUACGUCUAAAAUGAGACAGUUUCCAAUUCUAGAGUUCCUGGAAAGCAGAUGGCCAUUUUGUACCCAUAUACUUGUUAGACUUUUAGAUGGUGGCAAUUCUGCUUGUCAUUUUGAGAUGCUAAAAUGGGAUGCUGGGAAGAGGCUGCUUUCCAAAUCAGGUCUGCUUCUGGCAACGUAGUGGUAGGAAGGAUGAACAAAACCUGUCACAUGAGGGCUGUGCCUUUGAAAUGACAAAGAGUAGGAGAACACUACAGCACAGAUGUGGAGCAAUACCACCUGCUUGGCACAACUCUCCUGACUGCCAAUACAGAGACUAUUGAAGGGGCCGUAGGAGGAAAGCUCUCUGCUAGUUGGCAAACCAGACUCCUGAUCAGAAAUAUACAGCAUCAGGUUUCCAUGUGAAAUGUAAAAUGGCAAGAUAAUCAAAAUGGAGGCUACUUAUUUUCAUGUGUCAGGGGAAAAUGCCUGGAUUUUUAGGGGUUGAGCCACUGUGCCUUAUUACUUUCACCUGAUUAAGGAGACAGUAUUUAAUUUACACUCUGGGAUCAUGGCUUUUGGAUCUGGAAUUGGCUCACCUCCUUGGAGUUCAUUAGCACACAAGUCUCUUUACUAAUCCUAUUAAUUUACUCAGACAUUUUAGGAAGAAGGAGAGGGCUCCGGGUUUGCUCGGCACUGUGGCUAGGUAAGCGUUUCAUUAUCUUUUGCAGGAUGUGGUUCAAGUGAUGGCUGUAUUGUAUACAUGUAAUCUUAUUUUUAUGGGGCAGGCAUUUGGGGGCUACCAUAGCUGUACUUCUCUCACUGAAAAAUAAUAUUUCUGACAAACUAUCAGGCUCUGCAACAUUAUACUGUCUUUUCCAUAGGUAAGGCUGCCAUCUUGUGGAGUAUAUUUGAACAACGGUCUCGUUCCAACUGCACUGUUCAUAUUUUGAUACUCGGUGCCAUUACAAGAGGAAGGACUCAAAAUGGCAUUUGAACACCCCCCUCCCCCUUUUAUAGAGUCAUAGACUUCAUCCAAAAUCCAAUCCAAUAUAUGGAAAAGCACCCCUUAUAACAUCACCUGGCUCUAGAGCAGUCUGCGAGGGAAAUAUAUUCUCCAAAAUUGUACAUUCUCAUGCUGCAUUAAAAUAAAAGCUGUUUCCCAAGUGUUAACUUGUAACACUGCUAGUUCUUUCAGACAGGUAAAUAAAGGCUUUGAAACACUGUGAAAUAAUCCCAAGUGGGAUUUUUAAUGGUGCUUACGUGACUAAGCAGAUGUCAUUAGGACUUUUUCACUCUUAAAUGCAUUUGAAAGUCCCACGUUACGUAAAAGUUUAUGAAACAGAUGAGUUGCACUGAAACCCUUGUUGGCAUAGUGAGAAAUUUUUCAAAUAUAAGGAAUUAUGAUGUAAUAGGCGUCCUUUCAGGAACAGGAUAUGUAACGUUUUGACAGUGGCAAGGCUGAGAAUAUAACUUAAAAGCACUAAUCAAUUCAGGGAUCCACAUUGACACUGGUUAAACUGGUAUUUCUACUGGCAGCUCCACCUGCCAGCUCUAGCACUAAUAACUGAAGCAGGCUAGGGCCCAUUUUGAAUUCUACUGUUAUUGUGACUUUUAACAAUUUAUAAAAGCAAAGAAAAAAGAGCCAAAAUAGCAUUUACUAUUCUUGCAAGUCAAAACAGGUAUACAAUAUAAAUGACCACGCCUCCAGAUGAUGGUGACAGUGUGAACCAAACUGCAUGUGGUGGUGAACUUUGAAUCCAGUCUUAACACACACAAGAAUCUUACUAUUUUUCUGGGACCAGUGAAUUUUUUGCCAGGUAAGUUAAGUCGUGACUAGCUUUUCCAUCAUCAUCAUCAGCAAGACAAAGCUUGGGUGAAUGGAUUAAUGGCCUUGUUCUGGUAAGUUUUCAUAGCAGUUUGCAGCACUCCUGGCGCUGUCAUUGCAAUUUAGCAGCGACCUGACUUUCCUGUCUCUUAACGAGUUGCUCCCCUACGACCCAGAAACCGUUCACGUUCUUGCAAACCCCCGGCCAUGCGGAGCCUGGAGUGGCGGCUCCUAUAUGCAGCUCACAAAUGGCUUCCCCUGUCCCCGUGCCUCCCACCUGCUGUAGGACAAUGAACUCAGAGCGGAGACCUCUGAAGAGCUGCUGGAAAUGACGGCGGAAACAUCCUCCAGCACCCGAUGCCCCUUCUCCAUCUCCCCUUUCCUGCCCAUUGCCACCCUCCAUGCCCCUUCUCGUGUCCAUUCACUCAGUGGCAGACCUCCCAUCCCACUCGUGGUGAGCUCUCUCCUGCCCCCAAAUCCCAAUGGGCUGCGCUAAAGGUGGAGGGGGGGGGGGCACUUCCUUCCACUAGACCCUCCACGAGGCUCUCCCAGUGGUUUCUCCUGUGAUGCCCCUUCUGGUGGCUUUCCCCCCCCACAGGACACACACACACACCCUGUGUGUGAGGAGAACCGGUGUCACCUCUCCUCCCCCACGAUUCAUCCAGCCUAGCCAGCCUGCCUUGAAGAUGAAGCCUGGCUCUGGCUCUGGCCAGGAGCGGAUACGGAUGGUUUACAUAAACAGCUUUGGUGCCCACCGUUGCGGCUCUGUGAUCCAAUACAGGGGUGGCCGCAGAUGCCACGAGGAGACCACUGCCACUCCCAGUCUCCUAGGCAGACACAUGUCCCCCAGUGCUGGUGUGCGCAAGAGGCAGGAGGCCCCCACCAGCGCCCUGAGGUUGAGGGACAAGGCCCUGGCUGCCAGCAGGCAUGGGCGAGGGUGCAAGGGUAGCCCCGAGCUAUCCCUUGGCCCCCCGUCUAGGGCAGGACCUGAGGGAGCUGGCUUGUGUGCUGUUGCCCAGAGACCGAGGAGUCAAGCGGGGGGAGCCGCUAAGUGCAGGGAGAAUGGGACUGAGCUGCUAUCGAGCAGCAGGAAAACGCUUGGUAGCUCUGCUCCUACAGGCCUCUUCAGCCAGGGACAUGGGACGUGUUAUCCUGGAAAAAGAGGACAUGCAGAAAGUGAUCUUCAAGAGAAGCAGAUGGAUCCCUUUGGUUUCCCUUUCCCUUCACAAAAAGUUGGCAAAGCAAUAAAAAGGAAAAAGGACAAGACUGAAGUCUGCCAUGGAGUAUUAAAAAUAAUUUCAAAAAUGCUUGAAGAAAAUGAACAGUUUAGAACUAGACUCAUGACUUGCAGCGAGUUUAGUGGUGAAGGCAGAGAUGUGAACCAAAACAUCCAGAACGAGGAUCCUGCUUGGAUGUGGACGAGCCCAUCUUUGGAUGGAUGUAGCAUGAAAAUAAAUGAAGAUUCAAUUUCAACUGUUGUUUUAAAUUAGUGUUCAUUGUUUGUCUCAUCCAACACCUGUUGGCGUCAGUGUAAAGACUGCAAAUGCCUUCACUGGGCAUUGGAUCAGGGUCCAUAUUUGUUUGAAGUAUAUCUUGGAAGCAUUUUAGUUUCAGCAGUUUAUUUUAAUAUGGGUUAAAUUAAACUGUUCGGUUAAAGAAAUCUUUGUUUUUCAAAAAUCUCUAUUAAGCAUAAUUUAUCACUUAGUCAUUGUUAAUUUUUGAAAGCUUUUGAAUUGACACAACAUUGUGACAGUUUACCAGCAAAAGAAUAGAAAUACAAAUUUUAUGCUAAAACUAUAUAUUUAUGUUGUUAUACUCUGUAGCUUGUCAGAACUGUAAACAAACAUGAAUUCAGUAAAAUAAAAUUUCACACAGGAUGUGUACAUUGAAAAUGAA
Molecule: messenger RNA, 11083 nt
Organism: Alligator mississippiensis (American alligator)
Lineage: Eukaryota; Metazoa; Chordata; Crocodylia; Alligatoridae
Gene: C9H5orf47
Product: chromosome 9 C5orf47 homolog
Exons: 5
Coding region: 9754-10677 (307 amino acids)
Source: RefSeq, a predicted model, not a curated record